UUGGGGAGACAGGACCUCGCGGAGUGAAAGCCGGUGGAACGCCAUGGAGGGCGCCGGGGAGCAUCCAGACCCGCAGCCCCCACAGCCAAAUCCCCUACCCCAGCAGCCCGGAGACCACCGCAUCCGAGACGGCGACUUCGUGGUGCUCAAACGCGAAGAUGUACUCAAAGCGGUUCAGGUCCAGCGGAAAAAAAAAAUCACUUUUGAGAAGCAGUGGUUCUAUCUGGAUAAUGUCAUUGGCCAUAGUUACGGAACCACGUUUGAAGUGGCUGGUGGAGGAAGCCUUCAGCCCAAGAAGAAGAAGGAAGAGCUCACCUCAGAGACUAAAGAAGCAGGUGUUGACAAUCGAAACAUAGUCGAUGAUGGAAAGUCUCAGAAACUGACUCAAGAUGACAUAAAAGCUUUGAAGGACAAAGGCAUUAAAGGAGAGGAAAUAGUCCAGCAGUUAAUUGAAAAUAGUACCACCUUCCGAGACAAGACAGAAUUUUCUCAAGAUAAGUAUAUAAAAAAGAAGAAAAAGAAAUAUGAGGCAGUGGUCACUGUGCUGAAGCCCUCCACCCGGAUUCUGUCCGUGAUGUAUUACGCGCGAGAGCCUGGAAAGAUCAACCACAUGAGGUAUGAUACCCUAGCCCAGAUGUUGACGUUCGGGAAUAUCCGCGCCGGCAAUAAAAUGAUUGUCAUGGAGACCUGUGCGGGUUUGGUGCUGGGUGCAAUGAUGGAGCGAAUGGGAGGCUUUGGCUCCAUUAUUCAGCUGUACACUGGAGGGGGACCUGUUCGGGCAGCAACAGCCUGUUUUGGAUUUCCCAAGUCAUUCCUCAAUGGUCUUUAUGAAUUUCCCCUUAACAAAGUGGACAGUCUUCUAAAUGGGACAUUUUCAUCAGAGAUGUUGUCUCCAGAGCCCAAAGACAGCGCCACCGUGGAGGAGAGGAACGGCCUUGAGGAGAAACAGGCACCAGAGCAGGAGAAUGAAGACAGCGUGGCCGAGGCCCCAGAGAGCACCCUCCCCGAAGAACCAGAAAGCAUGGAAAUUGCUCUCGAAGAUCCAGAAUAUAAGGGACCUAAAGAGAAGGGAAGCAGACGGGAUUACAUUCAGGAAAAGCAGAGGAGACAAGACGAGCAGAGGAAACGGCAUCUGGAAGCUGCUGCUCUGCUGAAGGAAAGAAACGCGGAUGGUCUCAUUGUAGCAAGUCGCUUCCAUCCCAUCCCACUGCUGAUGUCUUUGCUGCCCUUCGUGGCCCCCUCACGGCCCUUCGUGGUCUACUGCCAGUAUAAGGAGCCUCUGUUGGAAUGCUACACAAAACUACGGGAAAGGGGAGGGGUCAUCAACCUCAAGCUCUCUGAAACCUGGCUCAGAAAUUACCAGGUUUUGCCAGAUCGAAGUCAUCCCAAACUGCUGAUGAGCGGAGGUGGCGGCUACCUCCUCUCGGGUUUCACUGUUGCCAUGGACAACCUCAAGGCAGACGCCAGCCUCAAACCAGACAGCAGCCUCAAACCCAUGGCGAGCACUUUAGAGUUGAAGACUGAGGAGCCAGCAGCUAAGAAACGGAAAUGCCCAGUGUCUGACUCAUAAUCUCAAACAAAUUGAUUUGAUUUUUGGUUCUCUGGCAUCGUACAGUUAGUAAUUAAAAUGGAAAUGCCAUUGGCCAUUGAUUUUCUUCCUACCCUAAGAAUAAGAAUGUGACACAUCCAUUCUUGGGAAGGAAGAGAAAGCCGUUUGUCUAUCUCUGGCACAGAUAGGUUCCAACUGUCGUAGCCUUGAGCCCAGAUGCCCCACCUGGGGGUGUGCAGUCAGUGUGCCCAUCAGGUUUGUACCGAGAACCCUUCCAAUAUUCCAUGCAAAUAUGGAAAACUUAGGCAUCCUGAAACUCUUACUUGUACAAGAGUUUAGAAGGCCACAGCACAGCUAAACCUUGGUGGGUGCUGACAGGAAAGAGCAUGUGCAGAAACUGUCCUCCUCAUUCGGUUCUUUUGACCGUAAGCAAUAUGGGUACGUGAAUGUGUGAGAUGAAGUACCAAAACCUGCCACCCGGCUCCCCACGGUGGAAUGUGUUCCUUUGUGAUGCUAGCUUUGACCAUUUUCAUAGUGACCGCCUGGGACAGUUUGGCGUCUGUAUUUAUUUUACUGCUUUUUAUGUGUGUGCAUGGACGGGUGGUGUACUGUUUUUUUCAUUUCGCAUUAAUACACCAAUCCUCCCUUUCUUUGUUCCAAAUAAAGUGACAGGAUUUCUGUGUAGUUUUCAGUUAAGAGAAUGGAAAUGGCUUGUUUUUUUUCUCUCCUCUCCCCCACCCCCCAAAAUUUAUAGCAAUUACAUAUGCAUACAUACAUACAUAGAGAUAUAUCUGCAGGGUCUUCAAGAAAUUUGUGAAAAACAGGUUGAAAGUUAAUGGAGUUUUUCCACGGACUUGUUGACCCCCCUUCGUACGUAUACGCAUAGGCAUAUGUGCGUAUACACAUGAAAACAGGAUCUAUUAAUAUACAUUAACAGUGACAGUCUUGUGCAGGACUUUAGCAUUCUCUGUAUUCCGGUCACUCCUUGUCAAAUGUAAUUUAAAGUGCCUUUUUUGCUGGUCUGUUAAGCUCUAGCAUGAUUAGGUGAUUAGCUUUUCUAUAUAUUUUUCUCUAAAUACGUAUAUAUCUGUAUAUAUAUUUAAAGAGUCAUCUGCUGCCGCAAAGAAAAGUCCCGUUUCCCAGUUGGGAUCUUGCUCACUAGCACGAGCGCGUCAUGUGGAUUGUCACGUCUUAGAACAGCCGGCGCUGCUCCUGUGCGGACUGUCACAGAGAAAGACGUGUCUCCUCCUAGCAUGUGUGAUUCUGAUCGUGGCCAGUAUGAUUACCAAUAAGUACAGGUUUUCGCUCUUUUUCUUAUUGCUUUGAAGAAUAAAAGUGUUUCAUACUCUGA
Messenger RNA from Echinops telfairi (small Madagascar hedgehog), 2900 nucleotides. RefSeq names its product tRNA methyltransferase 6 non-catalytic subunit (gene TRMT6). Gene Ontology annotation, cellular component: nucleus; tRNA (m1A) methyltransferase complex. Gene Ontology annotation, biological process: tRNA methylation. The transcript is spliced from 11 exons. The record is from RefSeq and is a predicted model, not a curated record. Bases 44 to 1570 code for a protein of 508 amino acids. NCBI's taxonomy places the organism in Eukaryota, Metazoa, Chordata, Mammalia, Afrosoricida, Tenrecidae.